UGUGAUGUUUUUACUUUCACUUUCAUAUCUAGGAACUAGAGAGAGACGGUGACAGGGAGACACCUAGGGAAGUGUGUGAGACAGCACGGAGAGAAGAGAUAGUCAUAACUAUAUACACAGCACGGAGAGAAGAGACAGCCUGUCACCGUAUACACAGUGAGAGGGCACGGAGAGAAGAGACAGCUGUAACGUAUACAUAACACAGAGAGAUGAGACAGCCUGUAACAUACUCAGCGAGACAGCACCGAGAGAAGAGACAGCCUGUAACAUAUACACAGUGAGACAACACGGAGAAAAGAGACAGCCUGUAACAUAUACACAGCACAGAGAGAAGAGACAGCCUGAAACAUAUACACAGUGAGACAGCACAGAGAGAAGAGACAGCCUGUAACAUAUACACAGCAAGACAGCACAGAGAGAAGAGACAGCCUGUAACAUAUACACAGCACAGAGAGAAGAGACAGCCUGUAACAUAUACUCAGCGAGACAGCACAGAGAGAAGAGACAGCCUGUAACAUAUACACAGUGAGACAGCACAGAGAGAAGAGACAGCCUGUAAUAUAUACACAGCACAGAGAGAAGAGACAGCCUGUAAUAUAUACACAGUGAGACAGCACAGAGAGAAGAGACAGCCUGUACCAUAUACACAGUGAGACAGCACAGAGAGAAGAGACAGCCUGUAAUAUAUACACAGUGAGACAGCACGGAGAAAAGAGACAGCCUGUAACAUAUACACAGUGAGACAGCACGGAGAAAAGAGACAGCCUGUAACAUAUACACAGUGAGACAGCACAGAGAGAAGAGACAGCCUGUAACAUAUACACAGUGAGACAGCACAGAGAGAAGAGACAGCCUGUAACAUAUACACAGUGAGACAGCACGGAGAAAAGAGACAGCCUGUAACAUAUACACAGUGAGACAGCACGGAGAAAAGAGACAGCCUGUAACAUAUACACAGUGAGACAGCACGGAGAAAAGAGACAGCCUGUAACAUAUACACAGUGAGACAGCACGGAGAAAAGAGACAGCCUGUAACAUAUACACAGUGAGACAGCACGGAGAAAAGAGACAGCCUGUAACAUAUACACAGCACAGAGAGAAGAGACAGCCUGUAACAUAUACACAGUGAGACAGCACGGAGAAAAGAGACAGCCUGUAACAUAUACACAGCACAGAGAGAAGAGACAGCCUGUAACAUAUACACAGUGAGACAGCACGGAGAAAAGAGACAGCCUGUACCAUAUACACAGUGAGACAGCACGGAGAAAAGAGACAGCCUGUAACAUAUACACAGCAAGACAGGAUGCAGCGUGACCGGUGAAACAGCAACUGGAUAAUUUUCUCGCUGAGUCACAUAAAACACUCAGACUCAAGAAAUCAUCCCUGGGACAUGAUGGGGAAUACGACCAGCAAACAGUCUGCCAUGCCUAAGGAGGGAGCUGCCAACUUCUUUAAGCUAGAAGAGGACAUAAUCUGCUCUGUUUGCCUCAGCGAGCUUAAUGAACCGGUCUCUAUCGCCUGCGGACACACCUUCUGCACUAACUGUAUCAGCGACUACUGGGCCACUCCGCAGGUUCUGGGUUACCGCUGCCCAGAGUGCAGGAAGAUCUGCCCCAAAGAUCAACUUAUACCCGUCCAUAGGCUGCGGAAUCUGGUGACCAAGGUCCAACUGGUAGUGAAAGAAGAGCAGAGCAGGGAGACUCCAGCUUGUGCAGUGCAGCUGGUGUAUACAGAUGGAGCUGGUCAUCUACAGUUGGACGAAGCCGCUUUAGAGAGCUGUUUUCUGCGCAGUGAGAUCUCUGAUUACCCAGUGUGCCUGAUAUGUGUGAUAGGGGAGAAACGCCGGGGCAAAUCCUUCCUCAUGAACUUUAUCCUGAGAGUACUACACUGCCAGGAGAAGGGAGAACCUCUCAGCCUUGGACAAGAUGAUGAGCUGCUCCAGGGGUUCGAGUGGAGAGCUGGGGCAGACAGCAUUACUAAGGGUGUAUGGAUCUGGAACAGGCCGUUUAUACUGGAUCACAACGGGCAGAAGACAGUGGUUUAUGUCCUGGAUACGGAGGGAUCACUGGAUAUAGAAGGAGAUAAAGAGACCUGCAUUAAGCUAUCAGCCUUAUCGAUGGUGCUCAGCUCAUACCUGAUUUUCAAUGUAAAUUCAAGUCUUAAAACAACUGAACUGGAAUAUCUUGAGUUGUAUCUCCAUAUCGCUGAAUUGACAGGAAAAUCAUUUUCAUUGCAAUAUUUACAGCAUUUGGACAUCCUGAUACGGGACUGGCAUGACUAUGAAAAGUGUGAGAAAGAAGAUGCUCGAGCUUACCUAACCAGCGUGCAAGAGACCCUGCGCAAAAGUGUCAAGAACCCCCUGGUAUUAAAUACGCUGAGAAGUCCCUCUGUAUCCUGCUCUCUCUUACCGCACCCCGGGAAAAGGCUCCUCCGCUCAGUAGAGGGGAAACUUACAGAUAUGGAUGAGGAUUUCAGAAACCAUCUCACAAAAUACAUAAAUGACCUCGUCAUAGGAAUCUGGCGCCAUAUGAAAACUGAUGUCAACGAAGAAAAAAUAACAAGCGCAGAACUGGCGAGAAUACUGAAGGAAUUUGUGAUCUUGUUGCAAGAGGAACAGUACAGCUUUGCUUCCCCACUGGAGAUGUUCUUUUCUUAUGAAAACCACAAGAAGAUGAAAGAAUUCAAAAAGAAAUUCCUUGAAGCUCUGGACAACCUAGCGCCCAUGACAUCUUCACCCUUUAAACUUGUACGAGUUCUCCCAAAACAGAUGAGAGCCAAUGUCAGCGAAGCUGCUUCCGGUUUGCUUCAGGACUUUGAAGAUUCAUUAUCAGGCAAUUACGACCAAGCAAAGAAUAAGAUCUUGGAUGAAAUGAAAUUGUUUAUGCAACAAGAGCAGGAGGCGUUCUGCGCUAAUUACUCCAAGCGUUUUAUAAAGUGCGCAGUGGGCAUUGGGGGGUUGGCAGGCGCCUCAUUGCUCAGCUUGGUUGGAGGUGUUGCAGGAGCGGCUAUAGCUGGGACCAUACUUGCUGCAGAAGGAGCUGUAUUAGCAGGUAGUACAGCUGCGGCAGUGGCAGGUGGAGCGUUGGGAGGGUCGGUGACAAUGGGCGCCAUCGGUGGAGGAGUAGGGGCUGGCGUAGGACGGGUAAUUGGACACAUUGAGAAAAAAAAUGAACAGAAACCUGAUGAAGGAAAUAACAAUGAGGGGGCAUCACAAGACAAAGAGCAGCUGGUAAAGCCACAAGAGUGAUUCACCUUCCCAAAUACCAUACCAAAAAUAAGUGAAAUCAAUCAGAUCUUUAAUGAGUUAACACAGAAGGCUUCCACCUCACUCAUCUCUAAAUAAUUAAUUAUAUUCAAAAGAGCACUAAAGUCAACUUUAACUCCCAUAAAAUGUUUAAUUAAAGAAAUUAUAAUGCAAUGUUGUUU
This is a messenger RNA of Bombina bombina (fire-bellied toad), 3426 nucleotides long. RefSeq names its product RING finger protein 112. Gene Ontology annotation, biological process: protein homooligomerization; endoplasmic reticulum organization. NCBI's taxonomy places the organism in Eukaryota, Metazoa, Chordata, Amphibia, Anura, Bombinatoridae. The record is from RefSeq and is a predicted model, not a curated record. The transcript has 14 exons. Bases 1391 to 3247 code for a protein of 618 amino acids. Gene Ontology annotation, molecular function: GTP binding; GTPase activity.